Messenger RNA from Phlegmacium glaucopus, 576 nucleotides. NCBI's taxonomy places the organism in Eukaryota, Fungi, Basidiomycota, Agaricomycetes, Agaricales, Cortinariaceae. The record is from the annotation of a GenBank genome assembly.
AGAGCCUGAACAUCGUCUCAACCAGAGGAACAACAUCGAGACUCUUGGGGAACGACUACUAAAUUCAAGUUCUCAACCCAGACGAAACGACAGUUUAUCCAUCAUCGUUACCAAGAUUCUUCUCUCCCCUCUAUUGAUGUGCUUGUAUAAUGGAAGCAUUCAAUCUACCUACUUUGGAUGGACUACACCUCAUUCCAGGGCUCUGCAACGAAACUGCUCUAGGCAGGGUUCCCAUCUCUCCAUACCCUCCGACAUAUCGCUUUAUUAGGCCAUCAUGGGGUCAACGUACACGGAACAGAAAGCCAUGACAAAUCCAUGAUCAUCCAUAUCAAGAACACGUAUGAAGACGGGAAAACGCGAGACAUCGCACGAGGGAUGGUUAAUGAGAGGACGUUUAUGAAUUGGCCAUUUUUGCAGGAAGGGUUGGUCGUUGCUGUUUCGGAUUUGAUGUUCAAGUAUGAAAAGUUCGUGGUUACGCCUGGAAGUCCUGUGAAAGUGAUUUCUACCCCUCAUGGAUCGAAUCAUUGGAAGUCGAAAACUGAUGUAAAGAUAUCUUUUUGCAGCGAAAAAUCGUGU